Folsomia candida is the source of this 6800-nucleotide messenger RNA. RefSeq lists its product as uncharacterized. The transcript has 3 exons. The record is from RefSeq and is a predicted model, not a curated record. Bases 2098 to 3147 code for a protein of 349 amino acids. NCBI's taxonomy places the organism in Eukaryota, Metazoa, Arthropoda, Collembola, Entomobryomorpha, Isotomidae.
CCCUGUUGAAGUGCUUCAACUCUCGCAUAAAAGCUGUUGAAAAUCUAAAGGAAAAACCGGGGAUCUGCUGAACAAGUGGCUUCUCCUCUUGUUUCUCCUUACCAUCUCCCUCCGGAGUACAAGUAACUUCUGUCGGAAAAUUUAAGCUGGAAGAGUUUUGUUUCUGAAUCCAACCAAGAGACAGCGAAGAAAGGGAAAGAAAUAUAUAGAAAAUCUUGAUUUGCUCCGAAUGGGUGAAAGUCAGUGACAGUUGGUUUCUUGUUCAAUCUGAUUUUUCCAAACUGUUGCCCUCUUCUGUCUUAUCUCGUUCUUUCCCCUGGAGAAAAAAAGCAUUUGUGUCGUCGUCGUCUCGGAUUUCGUCACUUCAUUUAUUUUUCGGCACCCAGUUAGCCAUCCAGGUGGAUAAAUAUACACACAACCUGGCGAUUUGGGGUUGCACAAGAGAACUUUAAUAUUCGACGUGUCUCAUUCAGAAGUCCAGAACAUAAUCUAGAUAUUGACUCGACCGGAAGAAAAUGUGAAGCCAGAAAACAAGUCGACCAUCAAAUUCAUACUCAGAAACUAUCAGCAAAGUUUCAUUGUAUGUGUAUAUACUGAGCACGGGGCUGCGCAACACAAGUUCACAAGUUAUUCUCGAGAGACGUGAGAUCAGUUUCUGUCUUUUGCAGUCACAGGACUUGCUUUUGAACUCAGUUUUCGCAUUUCACGUGAUUGAUACAUACUGAUACUUCAGUGGUCACUCUGCUACAUACAUAUAUGUACAUAGCUACCGAAAAUAAAACAGCGAGCCCAAAAACUUUUCCUUGGAACCUGACUGAAUCAAAUCCCAAUCUCUCUCUCCAUAUAUGUCCCUAUAUCUAAGAUCAACAGCUUCAAUUUACUCGUCGUCUCAUCUUCUCAUGUCAAACAAAGUCGAACGAUUGAUAUUUGAAGUUUGCCAAUUGAGCCAUUUAACCUACGGAUCAGCCAACAAUCUAUAAACUUUUGAAAAAAUACGAUUACAGUCUCAAUCACAAAACAGGAACAUACGUUUUCGUAAAUAAAUUGCAUAAAAAAAGUGAAAGCACUUCAAAAGGUGGAUAGUGAAUAAGGCAAUCAAGCACUUUACUGGUCUGCUGACUCGAGUCAAGAACAAAUUAAUCAGUUAAAGACCCUUGAAACGAGCUCCAAAGUUACCAACCACGAGAGGAGCAGAAACAGCUUCAGUUCUGAUUUCUUUCGACUCCGUCUUUCCCCUUGUUCCUUCGUGAUCAAGUCUUAAUGUUUGAGAUAAAAAGAGAGAAGAGAAUGAUUUUCAGAGAUUUCCAGUUGAGUCUUCAAGCUAAGCUUAGCUCUAAUUAAAGUCAACAUAAAACGCGAGCAUUCGGGCAGAGCGGAGAGCAGUGAGACAAGUUUGUGGAAUAGGGAUCUGUUAUUAAUUAAUGGUUCGGAUCUGCCGGAUCCCUGAUUUAGAACUGAACUUGAGAGAAUUAUUUUACUCGGACUGCACGUAAUAACCAGUGGCGAAAGUAAAAAGUUGCACACAGUCCGCAGCGAAACAAACUCAGAUUAGUGCAUAUUCUAAAUGCGGAGAAGUCCAAACAACAGAUAAGCGAAAAUAUAUGUAGACGUGCAUGACCAGGGAGAAAGCAUUGUUACAGUUUGCCUGCCUGUUUCUUGUUUCAAUACAAACUACGACCACCACCACCACAACCUCUGCUGCUCCUUCCGUUGGUCAUAAACCUUUUUACUUUUCAACUAAAACACAAUUUAGUCAAAGUAUUACGCUUCGAGCCCCAGAGUGAAAGUUGAAAAGGAAGACUGACUGACUGACUGAAGGCGGAUUGUCCACUUGGGACUUCUUUUUACGAAGAGCUAAUUUGCAAGAAAAAGAUUUCAACAUCACAACAGGAUUCCUCUGCUCUUUAGAUUAAUAAAUAUUUAUAAAGACGCUCUUUGUGCAGAAUCACUAGACGGAAAGUAUUACAAACAUAGAGAUACUUGCACACAUACGUGCAUACAUUAGUCAAUUAAUUGUUUUACCUGCAAACAUUAAAAAUAUAUAAUUCUUCUGUCUAACAAUACUUCUGCUUCGAACCCAAGACUUUCUCCAAAAUCAUGGCAAACAACAAAAGAGGAAUAUUUAAUAAGGGACUCCAUCGCCAUAAAAAAAUGCAUAAUAUGAGCCUGGAAAUGAAAAUGAAAAACGGAGGUGACGGGAAGCGUUGUCGAAAAGUCAACACCAAUACGAGUCCUCCUCCGACUGCGACUUAUUGCAACUGGAAAUCUGGAAGGGAUCUCAGGCGGGCUUGCUUCCUGCUCCUCCUUGUCGUAACCCUUUCUUUGAAUAUUGCCUCAACCCUCGCAUCCUGCAAUCCCCCACGGAUCAUAAAUGGGAAAGUGCAAGUGAAGGACAUUCCCCACAAUGGCAAAUACUCUGACAACUCCGAGGCGAUUGUUUCAUGUGAGCCAGGCUACCACCUCAAGUCUGGAGAAGUGAUCUACUGCCAAAAUAACAAGUGGGUCGCUUCCGGGAGCAGAGUGAUGGAAGACCAGUUGUGUGAGAAAAGUAACGAAGAGAGAUGUAACAGCCCUCCUGAGAUUGGCAACGGGUACUACCGGCCGUAUUACGGUGGGAUGGGUGAGACAGAUUUCGCAGUAGGAACGGAACUGCAGGCUGCUUGCGAACCUUCCUUUAUCCUUAAUUGCCCCCAUCAAAAGCCGUGUGGUAGAAUUGUGUGCUCUGGGAAAGGGACCUGGAGACCUAAAGAUCAGCCACUGAUUAACUGUGCUGCCACUCCACAGACCGUCGUCAGUGGGAAUUCAAGGGACAUCAGAUCAGAUGAUGUUCACGGAUCACGAAACACGAGUUCGACCCAGAACUACUUGAUACUGGCGCUUGCGAUGGUCUGCAUCGUUGGCGUGGCUGCAUUGACGAUUGCACUACUGCGACGUCCGCUGUUCUGCAAGAAGCGGGAUCAGUCCCCCUCGGACCCACAUGUCGUCGUCACCUCAUCGUCACCACAUCAUGGAGGCGGAGGAGAAGACUACCAGAAUUCCAUUGUCAUUGGCAUGAACACGGGCAUCUUUGUUCCAGGGGCUGAUUAUAAUUUGCAAGACUAUCACCUUCAAGACGGCCCGUUAUGUGGUACUCAGAUUUUUAAGUAGACAGAUGCCAAGCAAAAUCUGCACGCAAAAUCUUCACAGGAUCGAUUCGUCUCUCUUUUGUCUCCAUGUAAUUUCUGAGAAAAAUCCAUACGCAUGACAGUUGGUCACUGCAUACGGUGAAAAUGUUGGCAAUAUAGUUAAGAGUCAUUGAAAAAAAAUGUAAAUAGUAUUUCCUUUAACAAUCAUAGAUUAUGGAAAGCGAUUGUUGUUUUGACAAAGUAAAAAUGAGAAAAUGAAAAGAGAAAAUGUUAACGGAUUGGUACAAAAUCAAUACAUGUAAAUUCAAAUAUUUUUCAGGUAUCAUUGUAUUACCUCUGCUACGUUUUGGUUGCUUUCCAAAGAACACGUAUUCCAACAUGUGCAAAAUUAUGCUGUAUAAAAGGCUUUUUAACAUACUAUGGAAGAAUUUCUUUUCGUGAGUCCUUGGCGCAUAAAAAUAAUUGUAGGUCAUGAUUAUGCGAUCUAAUGAUCUGUGUAUAAGAGGGAACAUUGCCAAGACAAAAUUCAGCUGAUGACUAAUUGGCCCUUAAUGUAUAUAUGAUAUACUAAUUGGGGAAAAUGAACGUGUUAGUAGUACUACUUACAUAUUGGGCACCUUAAAAACAAGCAUCGUUGUUAGCAUGUACAUGAAUGAAUUGAUAUCUAGUGAUAGAAGAAAUAAUACUUUUACAUAGAUCAGUCUAUGAUUACAGCAUAAUACAGAUUUCUCAUAUCAGGCAAAAUUGACUGUUGUUGUUGCUGCUUUCACUUUGGCAGCUAAUUCAUAUGUACUUACACAUACUUAUUUAGUUCUACAAGAAGAGUAGUCAAUUCUCAUUGUACAUAGUGGGUACACACUUAGCAUACGUAGUAUUACUACUCGAUAACCUUCUAUGAAUUAUGAAUUGCUGCUUUGCAUUAAUCUUAUCUCAGAUAUUCUAAAAUGUAUCUCAACUAAACUAAUCAGUAGAGGAAAAAAAUACUUGGGCUGGUCUCUGAUUGACUUUAGGGGAAUAAAACGCCGGAUACACGGAUCAAACGACAUUCGAAGGAAGGCAAGUUGUGUUGGUUUUGUGAAUAUUGGACUGCAUUUGUAAGCAGUAAAUUUUUGUUGCAACAUGUACAUUGAGAAAUUUAUUGUGUUUGGCUCAUUCCUUUAAUAGGCAUAGAUUUACGGCAUGAUACAGGUUAACAUUGGGCAAACACAUCUGAUUCCACUUGCUAUGGUUUGUUUGCAUGAGACUGAGAACUUGUCCAAAUUGAGAUUUUACCAUGAAUUUACGACCGAUACUGUGUCACAUAAACUUUCUGGUGUGUACUUAUUUAUCCUCCCCUUUUUCCAACUUUAUUGAUUUCCACGUCAUUCAACUCACUCUAAUUUCUGACUUAUUAAUCGCCAAUUUGUCGUAUAUACACAUACAGUCUUUGUAUUAUAACGUGAAUAUUUACCCAUUAUUAUUCUCUAUAUAUAUAUAUGUGUUCUGUAUAUGGUUGUAGUUAUAUUGCUGGUGUAGAUAAGGCAUUCCUUGGAAUAACUAUUGAUAAGAGUAGAGUUAUACAAUCAAGAAUACAAUUAAGAUUAUACUGUAAUAAUAUUCGGCUUAAGCAUACACGUAGACACAGAAUUUGAGUGCUUAUAAUCUUUUUCCUGUAGCCAUUUCUUCAUUUCCUCAGAAAUUGAAAAAAACUCGGCAAGAUCUCUGUGAUGCUGGAACAUACACAUAUAUUUCCUAACUGAAUCUUUAUACCUCUCAAAAACAAUAAAGCAGAGUACUUACGUGCAUAUGAUGAAAUUAUAGGAAAAGAUUAGGAAACCCUAGGUAUCCAGUUCUUGUUUAUAUUUAGGAUCAUGUACUAUAUGCAUAUACUUAUUAUUCAGAGUGUACAAUUAUCACAAAUGGAAACAGAAUUCUAAUCCGUAAUUGCUUGCUGGUUUGAAUGUUUUAAAUCAUUUUAUCCGGGCUCCAUCAUAAAAUCUGAGGAGAAUCCAAUCUCUGUAAGUGAAACUAUAUCUCAACUCAGUCAGCAAUGUGGAGGAAAAUCCGCAUGAAACGAAAUAUUUAUAAAUAAAGCUGCAUACACAGACAUAAAGGAUUGGAUAGGUUUCGGUCUUCAGGGCAAACGGGCGCCUCAUUGUCAAUUUCUCUGAGUGAACCAAAUAGCGACACGACAACACUGGAUUGAGAGUGAGUUGAGCCGAUUAUGAUGACAAAUUGUAUUCCGAAGUUGGCAAAGUCAAAGAAGAAAUCAGCACUAUUUCAUCUUUCAUUUGUAUUUGGCUCACCAUAAACUGAAGCCAUAACUUAAACCAUAUUUGUGAGACACGAGCUCAAUCAAUCAAAAUCACUUGGACGAUAUGAUCUACAUAUGGAUCAUGUGCAGGUGUAAUUUGAGAUCUCCACUGAAAUUCUGCUGUAGCUGACAUGUUUUUGUUGUAAGUUUCGGUUGCACUAUUUUCCUCCUGAAAGGUAAUGGAUCUCGAAUGAAAGGUCUCAUAAAUCAUUAUUGAACGGGUAGAGUUUGUGCACAUGUAGGUAUAGACUAGCUGGUCAUGUAUGUACGUGUAAAUAUAUUUUGAAUAACCUUCGUGCAGAAACGAUAUUCGUUUAUUCUCUUAAUAAGCAUUGACAAAGCUGUAAAGCAUCGAUACCAAAAUUUCAAGAAAUUUGACUUGAAUGCGAAAAUAGUCUAUAUGCAAUUGCACACUUGUCAUGAAGCGUAAACUAAUAAAUGCACGCAAUGUAUUAAUAAGAAUGAGUGCGGUUAAAAAAGCAUGGAUUCUUGAUUUCCCUAAUUGUUUAGAGCUAGAAUCUAUAUAUUAAUCAUGAAGUUCGUAGUUUGAGAACGUCGUAUACGCAUACGAAAUUAUGUACAUAUUUGCAGUCUGAACUAAUCUACAAAAUUAAUUAGUCCGACCUUUCAUUUAUCAAAAAACUUAAUCCAGUUAGAAGUUGAGCUGACGGAAACUUACGUACGUAGUUAAGUUAAUUAGUUCUAGAUGAUACGGAGCGGUAUGGCAAAUGAGAAUUUUUUCCUUCGACCGACGGAGCAGUUUGUGCUCUUUAUCGAAUCUCAAUGUACCCGAAUUCGGGUAAAAUAAUCAAGUCCAACAUGCUGCGUUCUAAAGAGGAUUUCAGAUUCUCUUCACGGUUUCGAUAUUGAGGUGCUAUUCUCAACAGCCAAGUUACGAUUGUUGUGCUAUGUAAUCUUUGGUGCUAUCAAUUUUCUUCUCAUCUGUGUCUGCGUUGGUGGUAUACACAAUAUUUAAAAUACGUAUGGCGACGAAAUUUUUGAUGAUGUGCACAAUCUCAAGUGUGUGCAUUCAACAAUAUUAUGAAGUAAUUUUCUAAACAGAUAAAUAUGUACCUUUUAUUGAUAAGAGAUGAAUCCUGUCUCAUUCACGAACCAGCCCAGCUAUUCUUUGCGAUAUCAAUCUGUGUAAAUAUGUAAAUAAUGUAUUAUCAUAAUUAAAUAAAUGUGCGUGCGUUUGUAGGAAUCGGAAGCAUUGAAAUUCUCAGAGGUGUUAAAAAUAAAAGUAAUCUUUAGUGUAAACUGUUUUUAUGCCUAUAAAAUACAUUGUUAACUUACACGUAUAAGCAUACAUAUGUACAUAAAUACAUACCCAUACAACAAGUGAGUGAAAUACAUGUGCCAAUGUUAUUGGAGUUCUCAGA